Rhea pennata is the source of this 4560-nucleotide messenger RNA. RefSeq names its product ring finger protein 17 (gene RNF17). The record is from RefSeq and is a predicted model, not a curated record. The transcript is spliced from 36 exons. The coding region runs from base 1 to 4560 and encodes 1519 amino acids. Lineage: Eukaryota; Metazoa; Chordata; Aves; Rheiformes; Rheidae.
AUGAGUAAAAAGAAAGGGUUCUCCUCAGUGGAUGACACUAAUGGAGAAGAAAUUAAUAGAAGAAAAGCAAAAGAUAAAAAGCAACGUCUUAAGAUUCUAGAAAAGGAUUUUAUAGGACCAAAUCACAGAAAGAGUGAGUCCUGUCAUAUGUCAAGAGCUAUGAGUAUGAAAGAGUCACAAGAGGAGCCUCCUGAAAAGGAUGAAGACGCUGACUUUUUCGAUUUGUCUACUCUUCAGACCAAGGUUGAUUUUAAACUUGGACUGCGCAGUAGAAACUCGCCAAGGCUGGCAAGGCCCUUCAGUCACGAUACCAAAGAGAAAAAUGUUCAGCAUCCGAUUUCUUCAGAUGGUGGGCUGAAGUACGAACCAGUUCUAGCUGCACCAGUAGACACGGACAACAAAACUAUGGAAGAUAUUGAUGAAGCUUUGUGGAUAGCUAUUUGUAAUCUCAGCCACUUAAAAGAUGCAGACGAGAUGCUGAAGUACUUGGAAUUGAAAGUGAAACAGGAAGGAGACAAGGUGGCAGAAAUUGCAGAUAGAAUGUUUGAUGAACUUACUAUUUCUCUCCAGUCCAGGAAAAGGAAACUAUAUGCAGAAUUAUUGAUGAAUAUUGACAGUUACAGUGCAGAAGUUGCAAAGGCUAAACAGUACAUUGAAGAGAAGAAAAAUUGUUUGAUUGGUGCCGUUAGGAUCGCAAAGGAAUUAAAAAUUACGCCUUCUGUAAGAACCUACUGUGAUCUGGCUCAGAUUAUUCGUAAUCUAAAAUUGACAAUUGAGGAUGAACUCUCAAGAGUGAAUAGUCUGAAGGAGAAAACAUCUCUAAGUUUCUUCAUAAAUACUGAUGAAAUUACAUCUUUGUUAAAAAAUAUGGGGAAGAUUGAAUGGGGAAAAACAGCAAAAUGUUUUCCUAAAUACAAUGAAGACAACGGACAGCACACUCUCAGGCCUGAUGACAAAGAAGAAAUCCCUGAUGUCAUAAUAGAAGAAAUAAUUGAAGAUGAUGAGGAAGGCUCGACAGAACUCGUGUUUGUAAGCCAUGUUGUAAAUCCAUGCCACUUCUAUAUUCGGAGAUACUCACAGAAGAAAAUAGCAGGUUUUUUGGAGAAGAAACUGAAAAACUUUUGUCGUAGUAUGAGUUCUUAUCUUUCGCCUUCAGAUGUUCUGGAAUUAGGUGCUAGAACUUUCAUUAAGAGUAAAGAAACUGGAAUGUGGUGCCGUGGAACUAUCACUGAACUAGUUCCCCUAAAAAGUAAAAAUGUGAGGAAGCCUUAUGGUCCAGUAAGAUACAAAGUUUGUGAUAUUGCAGUGAUGGAAGUAUUCCUGAUAGAUUUUGGGAGUUCUGAAGUUCUGAUUUUUUCAAGAUACGUUCCUGUUGAGAGGCAUGAAACAGCUACUUUGCAAAUUAUUGACACAGAUGACAUUUGUUUGUUUGUAAGAAAGCCUGAUCAGUAUAUUGAGGCACAACUUGCAACUAUUCCUCCUUUAGCAGUACUGUGUUCAUUAAAAGAUAUUGUUCCCAAAAAUGCAAGUGAAGGUUGGAGACAGGAAGCAAAGACAGAAUUUUUAAAAAUGGUAAAUAAUAAAGUUGUUUUAAUGAGCAUAUUUAGAGAAGAGGAUGGGGUGCUCAUUGUGGAUCUAAAAAAACCUCCAUUUAACAAAAUAAGCAACAACAUGCCAGUGUCUCUCAAGGAUGCAUUAGUUUUUUUAGACUUGGCAAGAUUUAGAUCGCAGCUUCCCAGUGAAUUAGAAGAUAAUGUAGUCUUGCAAUAUAGUCCGCCUAAAAUACCACAAGAAACAGAAGAAGUCUCCAUUGUAGUUUGUCAUAUUAAUAGUCCUAGUGAUUUCUAUCUCCAAUUGAUGGAUAGCCUAGACUUUUUAGCUCUUCCGAAGAAAAUAGAGGAGAUAUACAAACAUGAGGAUAGGGAAAAUUUGGAGAUUGACUGCGCAGUUGAAGGGCAAGCCUGUAUUGCAAAAUACAAAGAUGGAAUUUGGUGCAGAGCACAGAUUAUAGGGCUGCCAAGUCAUCGGGAAGUUGUAGUAAAAUAUGUUGACUUUGGCAAUGUUGCUAAGAUAAGUCUUAAAGACAUAUGCAAAGUAAAAAAGGAAUUUCUGAGCUUUCCGGAAAAGGCAAUCAGGAGCAAGCUGGCUUACAUUGAACCUUACAAAGGAGCUAGUGAGUGGACCAGAGCAGCCAAGGAAAGGUUUGAAGAAAUGACUGAAGAUAAAUUCAUGCUGUGUUCAGUUGUUAAAAUUUUGGAAAAUAACUUUUUAUCUGUUGAGCUAUUUGACUCCUCUGCUGUUCCUGGAAGAUGCCGUAGUAUUAACUGUCAACUAGUUAAGGAAGACCUGGCAUCCUUCAUACCUGGAUAUAUUGAAAGUACUGCUGUGGGGCCCAGUGAAAUAUGGGAUACUCCUUUAGAAGAAGUUCCUGAAACACCAGAAAAUUUAAAUCCUAUAAACGUGGAGCCCCUCGAGGAAGUGGAUUUCAGAUCGCUUUCUAAGAAAGAGCUACAAGUGAGAAUUAGUCAUGUUGUAUCCCCUAGCAAAAUUUUUAUACAAUGGCUGUCAUCAGAAGGUUUACUGAAAAGUUUACAGGAGAAGAUGGCUACUAUCUAUGAAGAAUCCCAGCCAGAGUCUGUGAAGUGGGAAACCAGUAUGCAUUGUGCUGUUUAUGUACAUGAUUGGAAACAGUGGCAAAGAGGUCAAAUAAGCAGAAUUGUCUCUGAAACAACUGCAGAGGUUAUGUUAUAUGAUUCCGGAGCUGUAAAAACAGUGGAUAUCAGCUGUCUAAGAAAACUUGAGGAAAAUAUGAAGAUAAUGAGGACGUUAGCAAUAGAAUGUUCCUUGGUAGAUAUAAGACCAACAGGUGGAAGCAUGCAGUGGACAGCAACUGUAUGUGAAUGUGUAUCCUAUUACCUAACUGGGGCACAAGCGAAAAUAAUUAUACAGGAAAGUGAUGUGGCUUGUCCGUUGCCUGUGAAAAUUCUUUGCAAAGAUGAAGCAGGACAAUUUAUUGAUAUUUCAGAACACCUUAUUAAAAAGGGUUUGGCUUUUAGAAACAGAAGAACUGAUAAAGCCGAUGCAGCUGGCUCAAUCUCCAAGGAACAUCCUGAAGUACAUUUAGAACAAGAGAACUCACAAUUAGAUGGUUGUAAUUCAGAAACUACAUGUGCAGUAAACAGUGCUGCUGCUCCAGAGAAAGACAUCACUCUUUCUGAGAGAGAACAUAAAUCUAAUCAGACAGAGGAGCCACUGCUUCAGUCGGGAGUGGAUGAAGUGUAUAAACCUCCUGUUAUACCUGAAACAAAAAUUUUUCAAGCUGUAGUAAGCUGUGUUGGACACGAUGGGACUAUUUAUGUGAUACCAGUAUCAUUAGUAAAUGAACUAAACAAAUUGAUGAGUGAAAUACAGUGUAACUUCAAAUGCCUUGGUCUUCUGGAACCCUACUGUUGGAAGAAGGGAGAGGCUUGUGUUAUCAGAGGGUCAGAUACCAUGUGGUAUCGAGGUAAAGUUACAGAACUUGGUGGUGGUACUCUCCAGGUGCAGUACGUAGACUGUGGUUCCAUUGAGAAGAUCCCCCAGUGUCAUCUGUAUCCAACUGCCUUAUAUACUGAUAUUCCUCCAUUUUGUAUACCAUGUCAGCUCUACAACACUGUGCCAAUUGGAAAUUUUUGGCAGCAGGACGCAAUUGAUCUCCUUCAAGAACUACUUACAGAUGAAAAGGUUGAAGUACAUGUUCAGGAACUACCAGAAAAUCCAUGGGGCAAAUUGUCCAUCAGCCUGUAUAUUGAUGGAAUGUCACUUUCUUCCCUCAUGGCAUGCCAAAAGUACUGCCUUGUUGAAGUUUGUCAGGACAUGUCAAAGCUGGAAUUACUUAAAGGAGAUGUUCCUGUUUUGCCUCCAUACACGUUGCCAUCUCUACCUGUUCCAGGAGAUACCUUUCCUGUCAGAGUUACCCAUCUUGUGUCCCCUAAAGAGGUAUAUAUUUGCCUUGAUCCUUCCGAGAGCCUUAAAAUGCAGUCCAACACAGAGGGAGAUACCAACGGCAACUCUGCAUUGGAGAGCCUUGAUGAGGCCCUGAAGUGGUGCAAUAAAAAUGUGGCUUCUCUUCCUCCUUUAACAAACUUCAGAACAGAAAUGCCUUGCCUUGUUGAAUAUAAUGAUGGUUUAUGGUACAGAGCAAAGCUCCUUACUGUUAAAGAAUUUGACCCUGUUAAGGUCCUGAUUCAGUUUGUUGACUAUGGUAAUUUUUCAGUUGUCCCUGCCAGCAGAUUGCGUCAGAUACCUUCUCAUCUGCUGCAUUAUCCUGUUCAGGCAGUACGAGCUCUGCUGGCUGGCUUUAGACCUCCUGUGUAUGAUAAAAACAAGAAGAGAAUUCCUUACUGCCCAGAAUGGAGCAUGGAAGCAUUGUGGGCUAUGAUGGAGUGCGUUGAAGGAAAACAACUCUCUGCUUCCAUACUUGCUGUUUCACCAGAGGUCACUAUUUCUUUGUAUGAAGAUGACCGCAACCUAGUUCAUAUGAAACUGAUAGAAAUGGGAUUUGCAGAUUUGGAUGAGUAA